AUGGAAAGUCUUGGAGGUAUAGGGUUCAGUAAUACGAACAGUGCAACAACAAGGAAAAAAAGAAGCACCACAUUGCGCCGACCUUGGAACGAACGACAGUUGCAGGAUGCUUUGUCGUUGCCAUCCACACCAAUCUCUGACAAUAAUGAGAAUAAGAUCGAAGAUAGGGAAGCAGUAGAGUCAGAUGAAGGAUCAACGAAUGGCUCGUUUCAAGGAAGUAAUCAAGUGAGGCAAGGUGGUGGCCAUAGCACUGCAUCCACUGAAGGGUUUCUUGUCCCAACUAAUAAGAAAGACUCAACAGAACGCCGAGCUGACUUUGAUGAGAAUACCAUUGUCAAGAAGGUUAAACUCAAACUCGGUGGCUCGUCAAAAACUGCAAACGCAAUGUCUGCGUCCGAAGGUGCUUCUGAAAUUGCGUUGUGCUCGACAAAGUCUUCACAUGCUUCAAAUGAUGCCUCAGGUUUUACGCACAUUAACCAGGAGAUUUCGAACGAGAGAUCCACUAAACUAAGAGGGAUACCGUUGGACACUGCAAGCAAAGCGGAGUCAUGUAAUGAUACCCGAGAUAGCAAAACAAACACUCAUCCGAUUCGUAAAAGCAACCGGAUUUCUAAACGGCGUGUUCUUGAUGAUGAACUCGAUAAUCUUGAUGACGAUGACGAAGAGAUUCAGUUUCUCAGAAGGGUCAAAAUGGCUAAAGCUGUUUCUGUGGAAGAAGAUGUUGAUGAUGACGAAGAAAAGAGCAGAAAACAUAAAAAGCUUUCCAAGGUAAUGAAACUAAAUGUAGAUUACCCGCGUGGUGUUGGAACACCAGAGAAGCCUGGAAAGAAAGAUAAGACGGUGAAAGCAUUUGACGAUACUGAUUAUGUUAAAGACGACGAAGAUGAGGAAGAAGAAGGUCUGAGUGAGGAGGCAGAGGUUGAGGUGGAAAAUAGGAGCUCGAGAACUAAAAGAAGAGCAGCUGAAGAAGGUCUGAGUGAAGUUAAGACAGAGAUGACUGUGACUACUCGUCGACGUUCUGGACAUAGCGGAAACCUCAUCGAGUUUCCUCGUGGCCUACCUCCAGCUCCACCAAGAAAGCGGAAAGAAAAUGGAUUAGAGGUUGAUCAGCAACUAAAGAAAGCUGAGGCUGCCCAGAGACGUAAACUGCAAGUCGAAAAAGCAGCUAGAGAGUCAGAGGCUGAGGCAAUCAGGAAGAUUUUAGGCCAAGACUCUAGCAGAAAAAAGAAGGAAGAUAAGAUAAAGAAACGCCAAGAAGAGAAGGCUAAGGAGAAGGCUGCAGAUUCGAUUGCCCGUAGAUCAGACACGGUGAAGUGGGUGAUGGGUCCUUCAGGAACCGUCGUAACAUUCCCUGAAGAACUUGGAUUACCGACAAUAUUCAACUCUGGACCUCAAAGCUAUCCUCCACCGCGUGAGAGAUGUGCGGGUCCAGAAUGUACAAACCCAUACAAAUACAGAGAUUCAGAAUCAAAUCUUCCACUGUGUAGCCUACGAUGCUACAAGGCGAUCAAAAGCUAA
Molecule: messenger RNA, 1518 nt
Organism: Thlaspi arvense
Lineage: Eukaryota; Viridiplantae; Streptophyta; Magnoliopsida; Brassicales; Brassicaceae
Source: the annotation of a GenBank genome assembly